CUUCUAUACUAUAGAUAAGGUACUCGCGUUAUCGGUUGAAGCAUUAUCAACGCAUGGACGCCAUUUUGUUGGUUGGCAAAACAUUAUGAUAAUUUUCGUAUUAUGCACAGUAAAGUGUAUCUGAUGGUUCAUUAUUUAAGUAUUUUGUAAAUGUAAAUGCAUUACAUUUAAGCUGAUUUUUAUGUUACAUUAAUUAUAGUAAUUAUGCCAGUAUCUUGUGUGGCAUAUGGAUGUACCAAUAGGUAUAAAUCCGGUCAAAAUAUUCAUUUUUUUCGAUUUCCUUUGAAUAAUGAAAAUGUAAACCAAAAGUGGAUUAUUGCAUUGAGACGAAAAAAUUGUAUACCAUCCCAAUGGAGUCGUAUAUGCAGUAUUCAUUUUAUUGACAGUGAUUAUGAAAUAAGACCUGGUACCACUAAACCAUGUUUAAAAAUUGAUGCUGUACCAUCAAAUUUCCCAUCUUUUCCUUCUUACCUUCAAAAACCUGCCAAAUGUCCUCGAAAAGAACCUGCAAAAAGAAACUAUACACCAAUGGAAGUUCCAAUAAUUGAUACCGGUUUGUAUUUAAAUUUGAUCUAUAUCUUUAAUUAAUAACGACGUUUACUUACUAAAUUAAUUAUUUUUAAUCACCAGUAGUUACUUAUUAAACACUUUUAUUGCUUGUAAACUUGUAUUAUUUUAUUAUCUUAUUUUAUCGCUAUAUAUUAUAAUUUAACACAAUAUCAAAAUUGUAUGAAUCUUCUUGAAAAUCAUAAAAUCGAUUUUAUUGAUAAAUCAAACCUAC
This is a messenger RNA of Metopolophium dirhodum (rose-grain aphid), 781 nucleotides long. RefSeq names its product THAP domain-containing protein 1-like. Gene Ontology annotation, molecular function: sequence-specific DNA binding. The coding region runs from base 205 to 588 and encodes 127 amino acids. The record is from RefSeq and is a predicted model, not a curated record. NCBI's taxonomy places the organism in Eukaryota, Metazoa, Arthropoda, Insecta, Hemiptera, Aphididae. The transcript is spliced from 2 exons.